AUGUCACCAUUUGCAGUUGCUAAAGCAUUGGAAAGUGUAGUUGGCAAGAACUACAGCGCCAAGAAGCUGAGCAGCGGUGACAUUCAAGUCCAAGUGGAGAACCGAAAACAAAGUAGUGCACUGUAUUCCCUCACCCACAUCGGAGAAACAGCUGUAACAGUAAGCUCUCACCGCACUUUGAACAUCGUAAGAGGUGUGAUAUCUGAGAGUGAACUAUACUUGAGUGCUCAGACUCCGAACUUGAGGAAGGGCUGGCUGACGAGGGUGCAGUCUCGGCAGAACGAAUCGGUGACGCGCAGAGAUGGGAAAGAGAUUCCCACGAAACAUGUAGUCCUGUCAUUCAAGCUCCACAAUGUUCCAUCAACAAUCAAAGCUGGCUAUCUAAACUGUCAUGUGAGGGCAUAUAUCCCCAAUCCAAGAAGCUGCUACAAGUGCCAGAAGUUUGGCCACGGUUCUCGGGUGUGUCGUGGACAGGCUGUCUGUGUAAGGUGUGCUGGCAAAGACCACUCGUCAGAGACAUGCUCAAAUGAUAUCUGUAGCACUAACUUUGAAGGGGAGCGGUACCACUCAGAGUUUCAGUGGACCCAGACCUCUGGGCCUCCACACCACGCUCCCCAACUCAAAGAGAGGGUCACAGAGGUGCUUCCUCCAGUGGCCACACAGCCAAUCAGCCAUGGAGAGGCCGCCACAACCUCAAAGGAGGUUGUUGCAUCUCCCUCCGUUUGGGACGGGAUUGCCAAGGGCCCGUCCCAAAGUACAAGUCAAGACAUGGAUGUCGAUGGUGACGACUGCUUAUCGCAGAAGUCGUCAUCGAGUCUUCCAAGUACUACUUCGUCCUUGGGCAACGAGCAGAGAAAGAAAAGCACUGGCAAAGGACGGGGUCUGAGAGGCCAAGAACAGCAAAAGGUUCCUCCACCACGGAUACAAGCUCCUUGA
This is a messenger RNA of Ornithodoros turicata, 936 nucleotides long. RefSeq lists its product as uncharacterized. Lineage: Eukaryota; Metazoa; Arthropoda; Arachnida; Ixodida; Argasidae. The coding region runs from base 1 to 936 and encodes 311 amino acids. The record is from RefSeq and is a predicted model, not a curated record. The transcript has 2 exons. Gene Ontology annotation, molecular function: nucleic acid binding; zinc ion binding.